AUGUUUGAAUUAAAACGGAAUUUAAUUAGCACCAUAUUACGAACAUCCAUAUUGUUAUAUUGUACAAUUUUUUCUAUAUUAAUUUAUCAAACAAUUGAUAGUUAUAAACAAACAAAUAAUAAUUUAAUGAAUAGAUUAAUAUUUACAAAACCAUGUCCAGAAGAGGAUUAUCGAUUUCAUAAUGCUACGGGGAAUUUUCUAUGCGUUGUACCAACAGCUAAUUUAUGCUUUAAAUUAUGUCAAAAAUUAGGUUGCAAUGAAUGGUACUACAUGAGUUUUAUCCCAUCAGGAAGUAAUGAAGUGAAAGGAUAUCAUCGUUGUCGUUGUUUCCCUGAAUAUCAUUUUUGUUUUUACAAUGCUGUGAGUAGACGUUAUCGUAAUUUCGAUUGA
Schistosoma turkestanicum is the source of this 390-nucleotide messenger RNA. NCBI's taxonomy places the organism in Eukaryota, Metazoa, Platyhelminthes, Trematoda, Strigeidida, Schistosomatidae. The record is from the annotation of a GenBank genome assembly.